AUGCAAGCUGUAGGGCCAUCUGGAUUCUACAAUGUGCCGGUGACCAAGUUCUUGAUGCUCUUCAUUGGCAGUUGCUCGUUGCUCGCAUCGAUUCUCAACUAUAAGCAGAUCUUUCACCUUCAACUCAGUCCUCAUAUCACUAUUCAUCACCAGUUUUGGCGUCUCUUUACUUCGCAUUGUGCAUUCACCAACUCGGGCGAGCUCUUUUUCGGGUUACUAUUAUUGUAUUCCAUGCGUGUGAUCGAACGACAGUUUGGCAGUGCCAAGUAUGCGGCAUUCAUGUUUGUGACACUGCUGAUUGCCACGUUCUUGGAGAUUGGUGCAUUGGUGUCGGGUGCAAGGCUGGGCUUCCGCAAAAUCCCAGGUGGUCCAUACGCCAUCAUCUUUUCAGCGCUUUAUCAAUACCAUCGCAUCGUCCCUGUCACUUAUCGUUUUCGAAUCUUUGGUGUUACCUUCAAUGACAAGAUCUUUGUAUUUGUCCCGGCUAUUCAGAUGAUGCUUUCACAAUACUUUUCAACAUUCGUACCAGCAGUAUGUGGAUUGUUGGUGGGCGCAUUAUAUCGAUCGGACGUUGGCAACAUCAAACAAUGGCGUUUCCCACUUUUUAUUCGGUCAUGGACAUCUCGUUUGGUUGAAUCAUCAUUGGCGUCAGGCCCCAUACCACGAUCCUCUACAACCAUGCCAAAUGAGAUUACGGGCGAUGCGACUGCUAUCAACAACCUAAUGACAUCCGCAGCCAGUGGUCUUCGAAAUCGACGACAAAACAGUAAUAAUCCACCUUCUUCGUCUUCUACAACUUCUACGACAACAACGAAUCGACCUAGUGUGGAAGGUGUGAGGGAGUACAUUGAUACAUUUACGGGUCGAUCAUCCAAUCCUGAUCUGGAACCACCAUCAGAGCAACACACCUCCGUUCUUAUGACAAUGUUUCCCGAUCAUCCACGAGAAGUCAUUAUACGAGCCGUGACGUCGUCAAGGAAUGAUUUGAAUCGUGCCGUUGAAAUCAUGCUAAGUACACCAGCACCAAAUACAGGUGGAGCCGGUAACAGCAGCAGUAGUAGUAGUGGUCGUUAA
Messenger RNA from Lichtheimia ornata, 1074 nucleotides. RefSeq lists its product as uncharacterized. NCBI's taxonomy places the organism in Eukaryota, Fungi, Mucoromycota, Mucoromycetes, Mucorales, Lichtheimiaceae. Gene Ontology annotation, molecular function: ubiquitin binding; serine-type endopeptidase activity. The coding region runs from base 1 to 1074 and encodes 357 amino acids. The record is from RefSeq and is a predicted model, not a curated record. The transcript has 7 exons.